UUAAGUCGGCUCCCAAUUAGAAAAGAGAGUCAAAAACACUUACAGAGCACGCGCGCCAAAAUGAAAAAACCCUUUGGAGCUGGGUUUAUUAUGAGUAUUUGACUACUUAGAUUAUCGAAUCGCAGUACAUUUAUCAGAUUCGGUUAUAAGAAAAAAUAAGCAAUGGUGAAAUCUGUAAUUGGAGAUGAAACCCAACUCAAUUUAGCCGAGAAUCGUCUCAGCAAUUCCGGCCUCAUCUCCCAGGUGGGUCUGGUAAUUGGCAAGCUCAGCUCCGCACUGGAUCGUGGUUUUGUCUACGAUUUAGUACCUACACCCUCAAACGACGCCGGACAGCCAGCUUGUUCGCUUGUCGAUACAUUCAAAGAUGACAAGAAAAAGGGUUCCUCUUCUGCUAAAUCAAAGUCACAGAUUGCCGAUUCCUCCACUUUGACCAUCGAUAAUGAAUGGGUCGCUGAGCAUGCUCGCCAGGUUUCAAGAAUGUUAUUAGGUGGCAUGAAGGUGAUUGGGAUUUAUGUAUGGGUUGGUGAUGCCUCUUUUAAGAAUUCUACUAUCACCCUUUGCCAGCUUUUGCAAACGGUAAAAGGAGUUGCUGAUGCUGCACCUGUUUCAGAGACUGAUUGGGAUGAAAGGUUGCUUAUUCAUAUAUCUUUAAGUCCCAGAAGGUGGACUUGUCGAAAAUGUAUGCUAUCUUCAAAUAUCACGUCAAGCAACAUACGGCCUUGUGAUUUCAAGAUGGGAAGGGUUUUAAGUUCCCUUCAAACAUUUAGGUGCACAUACAACUUUGAAUUAAGCCUGCCCAUAUAUCAAGAGAAUGCGUCAAAUGCCUCAACAUUGAGUGCAAUACUUCUAGACGGAAUCUCAGCUCAUAUAGAAGUGCUAAGAGGUGCAAAGGCGUUAAUUGAUGGAAUUCUGGUUGUAAAUGAAGAACCAUUUGUCGCUGAGGGUGUGCAUGAAGUUGAAAUGCUUCUGCCAUUCAUGAAGAAUACAUUAAGCGAAGCAUGCAGCCAAAAGGAGGUUGUUGGUGUUCUUAUGCUCAGUGGGUCGGUAUGCUCUUUUGCAUACUUGAAUUCAAAAGAACCAGUUUCACAGGCUGUGGUUGAUAUAAAGGAUGAUAUUAUCAGGAGUCUACAAAGCAGACUGGACAUCAUCUGUGAUGAAGCAGAUGAAGAUCCAAGUCCAAUAGAUGAUCAUAAUGAGAAAGCAAACAAAGAAAAAACAUCUGAGCAGCCUGUUUCCAGACUUGUCGUUCGCUUAUUGAGGAAACCAUGCAGUCUUGUGUUUCCUCGGAGAGUAUUCAUUCCUUGGUUGGCGGGUACAUUUGUAUGUGACUACUUACAACCAUCUGAGACACUUGAGGUCCUAAAAGAUCAUUGUGUGGAGUUGAUGUCCAUGGAAGCUCCAACUGAUUCAUCAACAAUUCUCCAACCAGAAGUAGAAGCCCGGCCGUUUAUUGCUAAAACCUUUUGGGAUGUGGCAGAUCCAGGCCAAUUUACAUCUACAUCUUCUUUAGAGGAAAGUAGGAAAAUUGACACAAGUGGUGUGGCAGGCAACAAUGCAUCUCCAAAGGCUUUGAACUUCAGCAUUUUGGCUGCAGUGUUCUUUCUCCUAUUUUCUAUCUUGGUAGGCUUUGUACUUGUCAGACAAUGAGAGUUUUGGCUUAUACUAUCACAUGGCUUCAUUUUAUUGAUUUUUUUGUUUGUUUGUUCAAAGAAAAAAGAGUGCGAGAGUUUUGAGAUGAGUGAAUUUUGGGCUUAUGAAUUUGCAAGAGAUAUACUUACAGUAUAAACAGAAUCUGAACAUGAAUUUAUUGACUAAUAGAUUUACAAAUUACAAGUGCUU
This is a messenger RNA of Mercurialis annua (annual mercury), 1839 nucleotides long. RefSeq lists its product as uncharacterized. Bases 163 to 1647 code for a protein of 494 amino acids. Gene Ontology annotation, biological process: intracellular protein localization. The record is from RefSeq and is a predicted model, not a curated record. The transcript has 11 exons. Gene Ontology annotation, cellular component: endomembrane system. NCBI's taxonomy places the organism in Eukaryota, Viridiplantae, Streptophyta, Magnoliopsida, Malpighiales, Euphorbiaceae.